Molecule: messenger RNA, 408 nt
Organism: Capsella rubella
Lineage: Eukaryota; Viridiplantae; Streptophyta; Magnoliopsida; Brassicales; Brassicaceae
Exons: 2
Coding region: 99-341 (80 amino acids)
Source: RefSeq, a predicted model, not a curated record
UAGUCUUUACAGCUUAAACCAUUUUAAUUAUUACUUGAAGUUUUAUUUAAACAGACAAAAAAAAAGAAGAAGAAAAAUAGUUUUGUCGGAGAGAGAGGAUGGCAAGAAUAUCGAUGGCUAUGGCUGUGGUGUUGUCGGUAAUGCUACUAGUCUCGAUAAACUCAGUGGCCGCGGAGGAACAGCCGACGGUUGGGCAGAGAGUAGACUCCGCCGUGACGGGUGUCACCAAUGCAUUCAAUGAACACGGCGGUCAACAAGCCGUUGACUCUGUAUCUUCCACCUUCAAAUCCGUUUACGGAUGGUUCGGUGAUAAAGCCAAGGAAUUGGGAAUCCACGUCUAAAACGAGGAAUAAGUUUUUCUUUUAAUUUGCGGUGCGUUUAUAUACCAAACAGAGCUGACGAUCGGAC